AUGGCUGUGAGUUUGACUCUCAUAAAGAGAGCCUCUCUGCUUCCUCUUCCCGCCAAAUUCCGAACUUUGGCUCCUCCCCCAUUCCCAUUCCACUUUCCUCUCCCGUUCUCCUUCAUCUCCCCCAAUCACUAUUCCUCCUCCCCUCUCAGCCUAGACUCCUACUUCUCCGACAACCACACCCUCCAUUUCGGCUACGAUUCCGAGUCCUCCUUCGCCUCUUUUAUCGAUAGCUCCACCCGCAGGACCCACCUCACUCAAAUCCACGCCCAGUUGCUCGUACUGGGUUUCCAAGCCAGCGCCUUUCUAAUCACCAAAUUAGUUAAUUGCAGCUCGAAUCUCGGCCACAUUUCCUAUGCCCGCCAGGUGUUCGACGAAUUUACUGACCCGGGUGUGUUCUUAUGGAACGCAAUCAUUCGGGGUUAUUCGAAGCACAAUGCGUAUGCUGAUGCUGUACAAAUGUAUUGUGGGAUGCAGGAGAUGGGUGUGGGUCCGGAUGGUUUCACUUUCCCUCAUGUGCUCAAAGCCUGCGGCGGGUUGGGGGCGGUUGAGAUAGGUCGAAGGGUUCAUGGACAGGUGUUUCGACAUGGGUUUGAGUCCAAUGUGGUUGUGCAGAAUAGUUUGGUGGCGUUUUAUGCCAAAUGUGGGAGGGUGGAUCGCGCUAGGAUUGUGUUUGAUGGGUUGGGUGAGAGGUCGAUUGUUUCGUGGACUUCCAUCAUUUCAGGGUAUGCGCAGAAUGGGGAGUGUUUGGAAGCUUUGAGGAUUUUUGGUUUGAUGAGGAAGGUGAAUGUGAAACCUGAUUGGAUUGUUUUGGUUAGUGUACUGAAAGCGUAUACGGAUGUGGAGGACUUGGGACAGGGGAGAUCUGUUCAUGGUUGUUUGGUUAAAAUGGGUCUUGAGUUUGAGCCUGACUUGGUCAUUUCGCUCACGGCCAUGUAUGCGAAAAGUGGGCAGGUGAUGGUUGCCAGAUCAUUAUUUGAUAAGAUGGAAAGACCGAAUGUGAUAAUGUGGAAUGCUAUGAUUUCUGGGUAUGCCAAGAAUGGUCAUGCUGAGAAAGCUGUGGAGCUAUUCCGUGAGAUGAUCUCUAGAAGCAUUAGAAUUGAUUCAAUUACUCUGAGGUCUGCUAUUGUAGCAUGCGCUCAGGUCGGUUCUCUUGAAUUAGCAAAAUGGAUGGAUGGCUAUGUCUGCAAAAGUGAGUAUAGAAAUCAUGUUUUUGUUAAUACAUCCCUAAUUGAUAUGUAUGCAAAAUGUGGAAGUGUAGAUUCUGCUCGCAUGGUCUUUGAUAGAACACCUAAUAAAGAUGUUGUCGUCUGGAGUGCAAUGAUUGUGGGCUAUGGAUUGCAUGGUCGAGGACGAGAAGCUAUUGAUGUUUACCAUUCUAUGCAGCAUGCUGGGGUGGUACCAAAUGAUGUUACCUUUCUUGGACUCCUUACUGCAUGCAACCAUUCAGGCCUUGUACAUGAGGGAUGGGAGCUUUUCCAUCGCAUGAGAGACUAUGGGAUUGAGCCUGGAAACCAUCACUAUUCUUGUGUGGUUGAUCUUCUGGGACGUGCAGGCCAGCUGGAACAGGCUUAUGAUUUUAUAAAGAAGAUGCCUAUUGAACCUGGUACAAGUGUAUGGGGAGCACUCCUUAGUUCGUGCAAGAUUCAUCGCAAUGUGACUUUGGGACAAUAUGCUGCAGAAAAGCUUUUGUCAUUAGAUCCAUAUGAGAUAGGGCAUUAUGUGCAACUGUCGAAUCUCUUUGCUUCAGCCAGAUUAUGGGAUCGUGUUGCACAGGUGCGAGUACUGAUGAGGGAGAAAGGACUGAUCAAGGGCAUUGGCCAUAGUUUGAUUGAGAUUAAUGGUAAACUACAAGCAUUUCAUGUAGGAGACAAGUCGCAUCCAAGGUCUGAGGAAAUUUAUGAAGAGCUUGAGAGUCUAGAGAGGAGGUUGAAGGAGGCUGGAUUUGUUCCUCAUACAGAAUCCGUCCUGCAUGACUUAAAUUAUGAAGAGACAGAGGAGACACUUUGCAAUCAUAGUGAGAGGCUGGCAAUUGUGUAUGGCCUCAUCAGUACUGCUCCUGGAACCACUCUAAGAAUAACUAAAAACAUACGCGCAUGUGUGAAUUGUCAUGCAGCAACCAAGCUAAUAUCUAAGCUUGUCAACAGGGAGAUAGUUGUCAGGGAUGCAAAGCGUUUCCAUCAUUUCAAGGAUGGAUUUUGUUCCUGUGGAGACUAUUGGUGAAAGAGAAAAGCCAGCACUAAAUUUUCUUUGCUAUACAUUGAAUGCUGUGAAGAAAGGUGCAGUAGAGUACAUAAAGCAGCAGUACCUGUUGUUACAGAUCUGAGACAGAUGUAUUGCCAGGCUGAAGCUGGUGCCAUUGUCACCUUGCUUUCCAGGCUAGGUGACCCUUUGUGAGCAUGAAUGAAUGUCAAAGAAGAAAAUUUGGAUACUUGUCAAUUUAGAGAUGGGUGAACCAAUGGUUAUGUUGAUAAAGGUACACUGGCAACCCAGCAAAAUCUGUACUAUAGAGCAGGAUGUUUCUCAAAGUUAUUUCAUGUCUCAUCUGAGGUGGUGGAGCGGAUAUUUGCCAAAGAUGACAAAAGUGAGGGACCAAUUUGUUCGAUGUGAUGAAUUA
Messenger RNA from Fragaria vesca subsp. vesca, 2614 nucleotides. Its product is annotated as pentatricopeptide repeat-containing protein At3g12770-like. Lineage: Eukaryota; Viridiplantae; Streptophyta; Magnoliopsida; Rosales; Rosaceae. The record is from RefSeq and is a predicted model, not a curated record. The transcript has 4 exons. Bases 1 to 2220 code for a protein of 739 amino acids. Gene Ontology annotation, molecular function: RNA binding; zinc ion binding; protein binding. Gene Ontology annotation, biological process: RNA modification.